ACACACACACACACACACACACACACAGAGCACUGUAACGUUGUAACAUGGCUGUUAAAGAGUUUUACUUUUAUAGCAUAGGUGUGUUUGUGGGGUGGGUGGGGGGGGUAAAUAACCUCUGUGUCACUGAAGGAAAGGGGAAGUAUUUGCAUUCAUCUGGAGCAGUGUUUGUGUCCACACAUUCAAAGCAGUCUAGUAUUUAUUCUCCCUGAUGGGAUCAUCUGGGCUUUAUUGCUCCACUUUCUUCAUCCCCCAAGUCCCUCAAUAUCAGAAGACAAUAGUUGGGGUUGCUCGAUAUACCAUGUAAUUUGUUAAUUCUAUUUUUAAAGACAAUAUACACAUUGGUUAUUAUGAUUACAAGUGUUUUGAUAAUGAUUAUGACGAUAAUAACUUCCUGUUAUCAAGAUAUUAGUAGCAGUAGUGGUGGUUUAUUAUUAAGUGAAUAAUACUAUUGUAUUUCACUCGUGACUUUAAAACCAUAUAUCAUUUAUAUGUUUUCUUUAAUAUGAUUUCUUUCGAGAGAACAGGAGGACAUGUGGCCGUCUCCUUGUAGCCCUGCAUUUCCUACUCUGAAACCAAAGGGGAAGGACCUAUUGUUACAUUUGGACCGAUCCUGCUGCUCAAGGACACAUUCUCAGCUGUUCCACAACUGUCAGCCACGGACAAAGAGCAAUAUGAAUCUUCAGCACAUUGACAGUCACCCUAUCACUAUCCGGCUCCUCUUUCUCCUCUGGCUGCAUUUCACCAUAAUGCACUUGAACUUUAUCGCACGUCCUCCUGCUAUCUAUAGAGUCUGUUCUCAGAGCUGUGAGAAAACUCUGUCAGCUAGCAUCAGCUCUGGAUAGGAGGUGCUCAUUCACACUGGCAGUAAGUGGUGGAACACCACUGAUGCUGUACUUUGACCUGGAUCAGAGCUGUAUUAUUGUCAGUUUGCGUUUUAACUGAAAUGUAAUGACGAUCCAAAAUCAGGAAAGCGAUGGAGUCCAACAGCUGCUCAAGCUUCAGCCAGCAGCCAAGACAGCGUCAGCCCCCGGAAAAUCUGAGGGUCAACAUUGACGGCCGCUCUUUCGCUGUGGAUAAAACUAUUCUGUCUGAGAAAUGUGAGUACUUUAGAGCAUUGUUCCAGUCAGGAAUGAGAGAGUGCCAACAGGAAGAGAUCCAGCUGCAGUGUGUGGGGGUACUGGGCUUUCAGGUCAUGCUGCAGGUCCUGGGCGGGAAACACCCCAUGCUGAGCAGCGACCAGAUCGUGGAAGCCAUUGAGUGUGCGGCUUUCCUGCAGGUGCCGGCUCUCACCGAGCACUUGAUCAAUAUCGUAAAUUCUGAAAACUGUCUGCUCAUUUACCACACGGCUGCCACCUAUGGAGUGGGAGAGCUCUCCUACAGUUCAGCCUUAUUCAUCAGAGAUAUGUACCCUGAACUGAAGGAAGAAGUUCACACCUUACCCAAGAAGAUGGUAGACUACAUAGAGUCCCUUCUCCCGAGUAGCUACAUGGCAGUGUGCAGCCACUCACCAUCCACUGAGCAGCUGAAGGAUCUCCAGAGGACUGUCUGCUACCUGGACGAAGACAACAGCGAGUGGAAGGUCCUGACUCAUCUACCUGUGAGCACAAGUACCACAAUGGCCGGUGUGGCCGUCCUGGACAACAAACUCUACAUCAUCGGAGGAGUUCAUGAUAUAACCAAAGAAGGUAGUGGGAGAACGGGUUUCUGUUACAAUCCUGCAGCAAACACAUGGGUCCUCCAUCUGUGA
This is a messenger RNA of Gasterosteus aculeatus aculeatus (three-spined stickleback), 1750 nucleotides long. RefSeq names its product kelch repeat and BTB domain containing 13a (gene kbtbd13a). Gene Ontology annotation, molecular function: protein binding. Lineage: Eukaryota; Metazoa; Chordata; Actinopteri; Perciformes; Gasterosteidae. The record is from RefSeq and is a predicted model, not a curated record.